CCAAUCCAUUAUGAGUGUUACAUCGUGUGAGUAAAGAUAGACGGAGAAAAUCUGCUUAAGUGUAAAUGUCUUUAACAAAAUGAGAAUGUUUUUAAAAUUUCGCGCGCCAACGUUACAUUAACAACUAACAAGGGUGUUCUUGAAAGAAUGUUUGGCGCCAUCUCUGCACCAUGUGUUCAUAGACAGUCGUGUGAAUAUUGUCUGCAAUUCAGUAAAACAUCUCGGGUUGAAACUGUUGUGUUGUUGUUAAAUAAAUUUAAGAAGUUGGUUGUCAUUUACCAAUAAUACAAUGUCUGCUCCGGAAGUUAACAAUUCAUUGAAAGAAGCUUCCCUUGAAACUUUGCGUAGUAUUUUGUCAGCUAAUCAAGAAGUAAGAAAAGCCGGGGAGAGCCAAGUUCAAGCUUUGGAGGUUACAGAAGGAUUUGGAAUUUACCUUACUGAAAUCAUUUUGGAUAUUAAAUAUCAAUUGCCUAUCAGACAGUUAGCAACAGUUCUUUUGAAACAGUACAUUGACUGUCAUUGGUGGAAGCUCUGUGAAGAGAAAUUUCGUCCCCCAGAAACAUUACCAGAAGCAAAGUCUUUGAUACGUGACCUUCUACCGAGAGCUCUUUCAGAUUCCAAUAGUAAAAUUCGUUCUGGAGCUGCCCAUGCAAUUUCAACCAUUGCACAGUGGGAUUGGCCAGAAGAAUGGCCAACCUUGUUUACUACUUUAAUGAUCUACCUGACACAGGGAAGUCAAGACAGUCUGCAAGGAUCUAUGUGUGUCCUCCUGGAAAUCACUCAUAAUGUUGAUGACAAGCAGAUGCCCCAGGUAGUCCCAGUGAUUCUUCCUGAGGUUUACAAGAUUUUCUCUGAGAGUACACGAUAUAGUGUGAGAAUGCGUUCCCAAGCAAUCCAAAUAUUUACUAAUCUAACAGAGGCAGUAUGUACAGCCGGUGAGUAUAAUAAAGGCCUAGUAAAGGAACUCCUUGGACCCUCUCUCCUGCCAUUUACUGAAGCUCUCGUGAAACAUCUACAAGAACCUGAUGGCCCGACAAGUGACGUCGGGCUCAAAACAUCAAUUGUCAAAGCGCUCACUGUACUUGUAAAGCACGUACCAAAACAGCUAUCACAAUGGUUAUUACAAAUCCUUCCAACAGUAUGGAACACAUUGACGCAUUCCGCUCAGGUUUACGUUGCCUGCGUUGUUAAUGAAACAGAGGAAUCCGAUGAGCAAGUUGAUCUGGAUGGAGAAGUUAUCAGCUUCGAAAACUUGGUUUCUAGCAUCUUCGAAUUUGUUCAUGCCCUCGUCGAAACCCCUCGCUUCCGCAGUGCUGUACGGGAUGGAAUCAGUCAAAUAAUUUACUAUAUUAUCCUGUUCAUGCAAAUAACAGAAGAGCAAGUCGCGACCUGGACAGCUAGCCCAGACCGCUUUGUUGAGGACGAAAGUGAAGAUUCCUUUUCAUAUUCCGUUCGGCUUGCCGCGCAAGAUGUUCUACUCGCUCUGCGACAAGAAUUCGAGGAUGAAGCUUGCUCCGGUCUAUGUGAAGCCGUGACGCGUCACCUACAGGAGGCCGAAGUAAUGCAUACUCAGGGCAGCAAUAACUUUUGGUGGAAAGUGGUUGAAGCAUCUUUACUUUCUCUUGGCGUCGUAAAAGAUCUUCUCGAAUCUCAGCAAAAGGAAAACCAAUUGCCUUUGGAUAUAGUGGUUAUUCUUCAGAGCAGCUUAGAUCAGCAUAAUCGCAUGGCCGCGUCACCUUUUCUGUUGGGUCGUUGCCUGUGGGCAGCUAGCCGGUUCGCGAAUUUCUUACCCGCAACAUUACUUAAUCGGUACAUACAGGCAACCGUCGAAGCUUUGCAGCCCCAUCAGAAUGUCAUUCUUCGUAUCACUGCUGUUCGAGCUGUGUGGGGAUUUUGCGAGCACUUGAAAGAAUCACAGAAUACUGCUAUAUUGACGCCGAUGCUACCCAUGAUCACCGAGUCUUUGCUGAAUUUGGCUAUUUUAUUUAGCCACGAAGUACUCAGCUUGGUUCUCGAAACCCUUGCCAUGGUUUUGGCUGUCGAUAAAAACUUUACCGCGACAUGUGAGUCCAAGGUUUGUCCGCUUACCAUCGCCCUUUUCCUAAAGCACAACUCAGACCCUGUAAUUGUUGAACUUGCUCAAGACAUUUUCCGUGAGCUCUCACAGAACGAAGCUUGCCUAGGACCCCUUCAACAUAGAUUAGUCCCUACGUUGGUCUCUAUUCUUCAAUCACCACCAGACAAGGUGCCGUCAGGAUUACAUGGGGUAGCAUUAGAUGUCGUGGAGACUCUUGUUCGAGCCUCGAAACCGCCAUUAAGUGAUGCUUUGAUGCAAACCUUUCCUUGCGCCGUACGCUCUGCUCUGACGUCGGAUGACCCAACUAUCGUUCAGAAUGGAGGGGAAUGUUUGCGAGCUUUUGUGUCAGUUUCACCCGAUCAAGUGGCUGCCUAUCGGGACUCUGAGGGACACACGGGUCUCUACUUCAUCAUUCAGGUCGUCCUAAAUCUAUUGAACCCUACGGUUAACGAAUCGAGUUCGGCGUUUGUUGGCCGACUCGUCAGCACUUUAUUUAAUCGUGCGGGAAGUCAUUUGGGCGACAGUGUCGAUUUGAUUUUAAGGGGUGUUUUAAGUAAACUCCAAGGAUCUUCAUCGCUUGUGGCUGCGCAGUCACUAAUUAUGGUUUAUGCACAUUUAAUCCAUGCCCAAAUGGAAGCUGUGCUAGACUUCCUGUCAUCCGUACCAGGACCCAAAGGUCAAUCAGCUCUUCAUUUCGUCUUACACCAAUGGUGUUCGAGGCAGCACGUAUUUUCCGGUGCUUAUGAGACUAAAGUCAGUUCUAUAGCACUUGCGAAACUGUUGCAUCACGGUGUAACGACGAACGACAGUCGAAUCACCGAAAUUACAAUUACAGUUGAAGAUGACAGCGAUCUUACCGAUGGUGAUGGUUGCAUCCGAACUCGCUCCCAGCGGGGAGCUCUUCAGUACCGUGUCAAAGAGAUUUCCAUCCUUGUCAAAAUUUUGAAACUCCUUAUCUACGAACUUUCCAAUUGCCUGGAAUCUGCGAUGGCAUUCGCGGACGAUGACGACGAUAACGAUACAGACGGAGAACAGAGCGUGGAAGGCAUGCGUGAAAAUGCAGGUGCAUUGUUAUCCACCCAGUUACUAAAUGAUGAAGAUAAGUUGGAUGAUUUGAAGGAUGAUGAUGAUCCAGACGCACAACAUGAUCCCAACUCAGUAAUUAAUUUGCAGCAGUAUCUAACCGAAUUCCUGCGCUCUUUUAGUAGCCAGAGUUACUUUCCAUCUGGAUUCCUCCCGCAUCUUAAUAGUCAAGAGAAACAGGUUUUGAACUUGAUUGGUAUUCAUCAGCUUUGAAGUGUAUUUUCACAAACUAAAAUUUAUGGGACAAUCUAUGGUAAAUCAAUUGUGGAUGUUUAUCAUGAGCUUGUAAAUACAAUGCCAUCAAAAGGA
Messenger RNA from Daphnia magna, 3469 nucleotides. RefSeq names its product importin-9 (gene Ipo9). The transcript is spliced from 15 exons. Gene Ontology annotation, molecular function: small GTPase binding. The record is from RefSeq and is a predicted model, not a curated record. NCBI's taxonomy places the organism in Eukaryota, Metazoa, Arthropoda, Branchiopoda, Diplostraca, Daphniidae. The coding region runs from base 290 to 3373 and encodes 1027 amino acids. Gene Ontology annotation, biological process: protein import into nucleus. Gene Ontology annotation, cellular component: cytosol; nuclear envelope.